Messenger RNA from Lodderomyces theae, 507 nucleotides. RefSeq names its product Med11p (gene MED11). Bases 1 to 507 code for a protein of 168 amino acids. Gene Ontology annotation, cellular component: mediator complex. Lineage: Eukaryota; Fungi; Ascomycota; Pichiomycetes; Serinales; Debaryomycetaceae. Gene Ontology annotation, biological process: regulation of transcription by RNA polymerase II. Gene Ontology annotation, molecular function: transcription coregulator activity. The record is from RefSeq and is a predicted model, not a curated record. The transcript has a single exon.
AUGUCCACCUCAAACAAACCUGAAAACUACAUCCAAGAAAGAUUAGAUGCUUUGUCAGAAAUAGAUUUCAAGAUUGUAUCUCUCCUUGAAAACUUUUCUUCAUUUUUUGAAACAUACACCAAUAAAGAUAAAGAUCAAUUCAUCAAUGGAACCAAACAAAUUUUCGACACAUUGAGUAAAGUGGCCAUAGACCUACGGAAGGAGGUGAAGCAUUUGGAUGAUAACAUUGGGGUAUAUAAUAAGAACAAGGAUGGGAUUAUGAUACUUCCAAUCAAUGUUGAUCAAAAGAACGGGGAGUUGGGGAAGCUAAAGUUGAAUGCAGAAUUGAGAGAAUUGUCGGGAUUGCUACAUCUAGGGGAGGGUGACUCUGAGACUUCCAAAGACAAUGCUAAUGAGGAUUUGAAGGAUACACAGACCUCGAAAGAGGAAAAUGACCUUCCUAGUAGAGAAUUACCCGAGGUUGGAGAGGAAGAUCUACAAAAUCAAGACAUUGACAUGACAGAUUAA